AGCUUCACUCCCUCGAGGCCCUCGUUCGACUUGAGACACCCACAUCUUCGGAAAGCCACUUCGCAGCACAGGCUUCGCGGCGGUCAAGCGUGAACACCAGGCUGUCGGAUCAGGGGGCUGUCUCGAACCCCCAAAAGGCAAAGGACACGGCCUUUUCCCCACCGCCAGCUGAACCCGCAGCCCUCGCCCAUGAAGACCGGCCCGCCAUGUUUUAUGGGACGCACUUCAUCAUGUCCCCACCCACCAAGAGCAAGCUGAAGCGGCAGGGCCAGCUGCUGUCCAGUGUGCUGUCCCGGACCCUGAGCCACAAAUACCGUGACCUGGACGCCACCGGCGAUGACCCCGCAGAGCUCUCCACCCAGCUCUCAGUGCCCGGGGUCCUGAAGGUGUUCGGGGACAGCGUCCGCACAGGCACCCACUACAAGAGUGUGCUGGCCAGCAGCACGUCCAGCGCGCAGGAGCUGGUGAAGGAGGCCCUGGAGCGCUACGCCGUGAGCCCCGAGUGCGCCCGCCAGUACGUGCUGUGCGACGUGGUGGGCCAGGCUGGCGACGCCGGGCAGCAGUGGCGGGCCGAGUGCUUUCGGGUGUUUGGGGACAACGAGAAGCCCCUCUUGAUCCAGGAAUUGUGGAAACCGCGAGAAGGCUUGUCCCGGAGGUUUGAGCUGAGAAAGAGGUCCGACGUGGAAGAGCUGGCAGCCAGGGAUGUGGACACCGUGACAGCAGGGAUAAACGCCCAAGCCCGGAGGCUGCAGCGGAGCCGCGCCAAGGGGACCCCAGCCCUGGCCUUGGGGGCCUCCCAUAGCCCCCCACCACCCCGGCUGCGCCGCACGGUCAGCGAGACCAGCCUGAGCCCCGCCGCCACCCAGGGCCCCGAGGAGCCCGGCCAGGACACCAUGCGCUACUCCCUCUACGAGUCACCGCACCUGCUCCUCCUGCAGGGCUACAGCCAGCAGCACGACAGCCUGGUGUACGUGCUCAACCGGGAGCGGCACACAGUGGGCCAGAGGACGCCCUCCAGCAAGCCCAGCAUCAGCCUCUCGGCCCCCGACAUCCUGCCCCUGCACUGCACCCUCCGCCGGCACCAGCCCGCGGGCCGAGAGCAAGCAGCGGGCCGGCUGGUCCUGGAGCCCAUCCCUGGGGCGCCCGUGGCGGUCAACUUCUCGGAGGUGGGGGGCCGGACCGUGGUGCUGUGCCAUGGCGACCUGCUGUCCCUGGGCCUCUACUACCUGCUGCUGUUCAAGGACCCCGCGCAGGCCCGGCCACUGCCCACCCAGGCCCUGGCCCGCCUCCGGGCGGCACCACAGAGCUGCAGGAUGUGCGGGGCCCUGCUGCAGGCCCCCGGCACCUCGGCCCCCCCGCCGGCCGGCCUGCCCCUGCCCGGGCCGCCGCACCUGGAGUUUGAGCCCGACAUGGAGGACGCGCUGCUGCAGCGCAUCCUGACGCUGGUCGAACCGGCCGGCGACGACCACACGCUGACCCCCGCCUUCCUCCUCUGCCUCUGCAUCCAGCACUCGGCCACCCGCCUCCAGCCAGGCUCCUUCGGGCAGCUCCUGCUCAAGAUUGCCAAGAUGAUCCGCGAGAGAGUGCGGGAGAAAACCAAAGACCUAGCGGAGAACCAGGCGCACCUCCCGGAGCCCGCCUCCUCGGCCAGCGCUUCCCUGGCUGGCCUGGUCCCGGACCUGCAGCACAUUCUCUUCUGGAUGUCCAAUGCCAUCGAGCUCCUGUACUUCAUCCAGCAGCAGUGCCCGCUGUACAUGCAGAGCUUGGAGGAGGAGCUGGACGUCACAGGCUCGAGGGAGUCCCUGUUCUCCUGCGCGCUCUCGGCCAGCGAGGAGGCCAUGGCGGUGCUGGAGGAGGCCGUGCUGUGCGCCUUCCAGCAAUGCGUGUACUACGUGUCCAAGUCCCUGUACGUCUGCCUCCCGGCCCUGCUGGAAGGCCCCCCUUUCCAGAUGGAGCGCCGGGAGAGCUGGUGCUCGGCCCCCCAGCUGCCCGAGGAGCUGCGCCGCGUCGUGUCUGUCUACCAGGCCACCCUGGACCUCCUGCGGCAGUUCCAGGUGCACCCCGAGAUCGCCUCCCAGGUGCUGGCCUACCUCUUCUUCUUCUCCGGCACUCUGCUCUUCAACCAGCUGCUGGACCAGGGCCCAUCUCUGAGUUGCUUCCACUGGCCCAGAGGCGUUCAGGCCUGCACCCGGCUGCAGCAGCUCCUGGACUGGACAAGGAGCGCCGGCUUCGGGGGCGCGGGAGAGCGCUUCUUCCGGAAGCUUUCCUGCACCCUCAACCUGCUGGCCACGCCCCGCGCCCAGCUCAUCCAGAUGAGCUGGGCAAACCUGCGGGCUGCGUUCCCGGCCCUGAGCCCUGCGCAGCUGCACCGGCUGCUGACCCAGUACCAGCUGGCCUCGGCCGUGGGCCCCAUGAGCGCCUGGGAGCCAGGCGCCCAGGACCGCCCCGAUGCCUUCAAGUCAGAGGACGUCCUGGAGUCCUAUGAGAACCCGCCGCCCAUCGUUUUGCCAAGCGAGGGCUUCCAGGUGGACUUGGAGGUGGACUGCCUGGAUGCCAGCACCUACCAGCACCUCCUCUACCUGCGCCACUUCCUGUGGGGCCUGCGGGGCAAGCCCAGCCCUAGCGGGGGUCCUGCCCCCCCUGAGGGCGUUAAGGGCCUGAACUCUCCCUGCCCUGAGGGGUACCCCGAGGGCCAGAGCUGCCCCCUGGCUCCCAGGGACCCUGGCAGGGGAGCCUGUGAGGCCGGCCUGGCGCAUCCUCCGCCCUCUGCGGGGGCUCCCCGGGCACAGGGCCCUCCAGGAAGGAGCCACGGGGGCCCCCAGCCCGGCGCUCUGCACACGGACCCCUCCUGCCUGCUCACACCUCCCGGCACCCCGCUUGAGCCCGCCGCCCCCGACUGGCCUACCCCUGGCGGCCCCUGCGGGAAGGCGCUCCUGGGCGGGAGGAGGAGUGGACCGUGUGGCCCCCGGGGGCCAACUCCGGAAGGAGACUGUGUGGCGGCCGAGAUGCAGCCCCCGCCGGCGCCCUCCAGCCGCAGCUCCAGCACCGAGGACUUCUGCUACGUCUUCCUGGUGGAGCUGGAGCGAGGCCCCUCCGGCCUGGGGAUGGGCCUGAUCGACGGGACGGUGAGCGGCCCUGGGCUCCUCCUGCACACGCCCCUGGGCGCCCCCGGCCUCUACAUCCAGACCCUGCUCCCGGGCAGCCCGGCGGCGGCAGACGGCCGGCUGUCACUGGGGGACCGCAUCCUGGAGGUGAACGGCAGCAGCCUGAUGGGCGUCAGCUACCUGAGGGCCGUGGAUCUGAUCCGACACGGCGGGAAGAAGAUGCGGCUUCUGGUCGCCAAGUCGGACGUGGAGACGGCCAAGAAGAUCCGCUUCCGAUCGCCCCCUCCCUAAGGGGGCUGGGGGGCGCCCCGGUGCACCCGGCCCUGAGGUCCGGCCAAGCGUUCCUAAGUGGCAUGUCACCUUUAGGACACCGGCCGCCCCCACCCUGUGGAUAAUGUACAUCUUAGUGUAUAUUUUAUUUAUAUGACAGAUGACACUAAAUUGUGAUGUUUGUUACAGAGCUUUUAUGUUUAAGAGUUUAACGGAGACGUAUAGAUUAAAUAAACUAUCUUUCAUAUUCUCGGACGGGAUGGUGUGUGGAGUUGGGGUGGGCACUGUGCUGGGCCCCCCGGGGCCCCACAGGACCCAAUCCCCUCCCCUCCAGCACAGGAGAGACCCUGAGAGGAUGCAGGGGACAUGGUGAUGGUGGACCCUCUGUCUGCCCUCGCCCUGCCCAGAGACCAGGAGCAACGGGACACGCUGGGCAGCGGGCAGCCUGGCCCCCGGAAAAGGCCAGAGUCACCCCUCGGUGCAGGCUGCUCCCGGGACCCGCACGCUCAGUCAGCACAGUCCCUAAAAAAAAGUCUAGAAGCCCCAGAUGCUAAUAAAGGGAAGUCGUGACCUGAGGACACAGGCCCCUCUGAUCACUGAAGGCUCGGCUCGGCCCUAAUACCACGCUCUUAAUCUGUGGCCUGGCUGGUGUCCACCUGGUCACUGUCCCUUCGCCUGGCAGGAGGUCGGCCUUCUCACCCGCUGGCUGACCCUGCACAGAGUCGGCGGCAGGGCCGUGUUGCAGUGGCCAGGGCAGCGAGGCUGGGACAGCGCCACCCAGCGGGGCAUCUUCCGCAGGUUGGGCAGGUUCUGCAGCCUGGUGGGUCCCCACGUCCUCCACAGCGCAGAGAGACCCCGUGGAGGAGGGGACCCCGGCCAGUCAGCUGCAGACGCAGCCGUCACGUGGCAAGCGGUCUAGAGGAGCCCGCCGCCCCGCCCCGCCCCGCCUCGCCUCGCCUGGGCGUGCUAGGUCCGUGCUGGUUGUAAGCUCCGGGCCCCACGCGGCUCCACGGCGCCCCCUGGCGAGCGCAGAUGCGGCUGCCCAGCCUUCAGGUUAGGCCAGGAUCCACCCGCUGGAUCGCGGUCGCCCACAGGCCAAGUCCCCAAAGGCUGGAUCAGUGACGUUUUAACUGGAAGGAGGGGACGAGCUCGGGGAGGCUGGCAGCGGGCCCGACGCCUGGCGAAUCCCCGGUCUCAGCCCUUCACUGCGCUCCUCCGCGGGUAGGGGCCGCGGCCUCGUCCGAAUCCAGCUGCGGGGCCGAGUGGGGGACCCAGGUGACGCCGAUGAACGUAUCUUCAACACUGGCAUCCGCGGACACUGGGUCCCGAGGACCCAGCAGGGGCGGUGGGCCGCGGCGGGCGGCGGGCAGGGGUCUGCCCCGUCCCGGGAAGUCAGGGUGUCCACGGCACGCCCGCACCGACGCCCACGGCGCUGCUCCGCGCGCGCGUCACCUGUCGCUUCUCGGAAAACGCCCUGAGGCCGGACGCUGGGCAGAGGAGAGGCGGGCGCUCCCUGCCAGGUCCGCGCCCGGCCCCUGCGGUGCCAGCUCCGGUAUCGGCUGUCGUUUCUCUUCCGCGGCUGGCGUUUCUCAGGACGCCUAGGGACAGACUUGCUGGAGGCGGGGGCUCCGGGCGGAGCCUGGGCGGAGCCUGCGCCGAGCGGGGCGGGGCGGGGCCGAGGGCUUCAGGAUCGCGGAGCAGCAGCACCACCUGGCGGCCCCGGGGUUGCUUUGCAAGCGGCGGCUGACUUGAAUGCAACUGGUGGGAAGCGCUGGGGCUGGGGACGUUUCUUGCCGGCCACACCUAGCUAUCUCCCCACUUGGGAUAAUCCCUGAGCAAACCCUGACUUAGUCUGAGUAAGGCUCGGGUCGCAGGUGUCGGGGUCACUGGGAGCCCCGUUGGGUGGGUCCUGCCUUCCCUCUUAAUGGUAGGAGGCUUUAGGCCUGUAAAGGUGACAGCACCUCCAGCCCACCCAGCAGAGGCCCCAGCCUUCCCAUCCCUAAGUUAUUCAGGGGCAUGAAAAGGCACCCUGAACAAGCACACGGAACCAGCACACUUCCCCAGGGACAGCUGGGCGCGUCGCACACUUCCUUCCUGGCUGUGGAUUUCCGAUGCAGCUUAUGGGACACCUGUGACAUCGAGGCUGCAUCGCAUUCGGCCCUUACUUGUUGGGACUGAAUGGGAAGGAACAGCCCAGGUGUCUGGCCUGGCCAGCAAGGGCCCCUUAUGCCCCCAGGCCAGC
Molecule: messenger RNA, 5616 nt
Organism: Pteropus alecto (black flying fox)
Lineage: Eukaryota; Metazoa; Chordata; Mammalia; Chiroptera; Pteropodidae
Gene: RADIL
Product: Rap associating with DIL domain
Exons: 15
Coding region: 207-3395 (1062 amino acids)
Biological process (GO): neural crest cell migration; signal transduction; substrate adhesion-dependent cell spreading
Cellular component (GO): microtubule
Molecular function (GO): GTPase binding
Source: RefSeq, a predicted model, not a curated record